AUUUCCAGAAUAACACACUAAAUUUCAUACUCAUACGAUAAUACAUAUACAAUACAUACAUUGGGAAGUUAGGGGAAAAAUAAGCAUGAACUGAUAUUAAUUGGAUAGUUAAUAUUAAGGUUGAUAGUUCUAUUUUCAAACGUAUAUACGUAAUAUUCAGUUAAUAUUCUCUCUCUUUGCUCGGUUAAUAUUCUCUCUUUUUAUUCGAUUAAUAUUCACAGGGUCAUCCCCACCAUUACCUGGAAUUGACCCGCUCGGAGCUCGCUCAAAGCGAUCGUCCGUGUUAUCUAAUUCGUAAUCGAUGGUGUCAAGUUACCAAGUCAUUGUAUGAAGAAAAAUAGAAUUUGUUUUUUAUCUUAUGAUUAUGGAACUAUUUUAAUCAGAUUGUUAAGGUUUUACCAAUGAAAAUGAUACCGAACAUGACUACAUUCGAAUGACUUUGAAUUAUUCAGAUUAAUCAUGUUUAAGAAAAAAAAUGUAGAACGAAUGUUAUAAUUCAUUAGCAUUUUUCAUUCAGUUUCUUGACAAUGUAGAAUAGAUCACUUUUUCGAAUGAUGUCCUAAAAAAUUGUAUUAUUUGAGCAAUUCUUGGAAUGCACCUACUCGGGUAAUACUCGUCACACGGAUCCAACAAACAAACAUUAAUCAUUUAGCAAGCGAGAGAUGAGUGAAGUCCACGAGACUACGCAGCUUUAUCCAAAUUCAUAAUUUAGUGGUGUUUUAAAAAAAAGAAGAAAUAGCGAUGAGUCGUGAAAAACGUCUUAAACAGUGGAAAAUUGAAGAAACGAUUCGUUUAUGAUCAAACAAUUAUGCAAUUACCUAAAUUCACAAAAUAAUAAAGUGGAGUCGUAAUGUGAUAUUACAUAAUCAAUCACAAUACAAUCUCUUAAGAAAUCCUGAAAGAGAUUUUCAUUUCGUAGUCGAAUAACUACUGACAGAAAUUGUAAGAAUGGAAAGUAGGUCAAUGAAUGAUUUUUCUUCUACGGCAGAAGCAAAUUUGUGGCAGAAUGUUAAAUGGCCUGUUGUUAUUUUUCAACAUGCUGCUCUUUUAGAAAUAAUCCAUGCUGCAACCGGUUUAGUUAAAUCAAACCCUGUACUUACAACUUUUCAAGUGUUUAGUCGUAUCAUAGUUGUGAGUGGUGUAUUGUUGGCAACUCCAAAUAAUUAUGCGGCGUCAUCUCAUGGUCUUCCAUUAGCCAUCUUAGCAUGGUCAAUAACAGAAAUAAUUCGAUAUUUGUUUUACUAUAUGAAUCUCAAUGAAUUUGUUCCUUAUUUUCUCACAUGGCUAAGGUAUACGUUAUUUAUUGCAUUGUACCCAAUAGGUGUAACUGGAGAAUUAUUAUGCAUAUAUUCAGCUGUAAAUUAUGCAAACUCUCAUCCAGAAUUCUGGAGUUACAAACUUCCUAACUCAUGGAAUUUCAUAUUUAGUUAUUAUUUCAUUCUUAUAACUAUUAUGCUAUCAUAUAUUCCUCUUUUCCCGCAAUUAUAUUUGCAUAUGUUUGCUCAAAGACGUAAAAUUAUAGGAGGUGAAACAUCCAAGAAAGCGAAUUAAUAUAAAGGAAAUUUUGAUAUAUUUUAUUAAUAUUUUAUAAUAUUUAUGGUAAAAAUAAAUAUUACAAUAUAUAGCA
This is a messenger RNA of Bombus terrestris (buff-tailed bumblebee), 1627 nucleotides long. It is a transcript of the gene Hacd1, whose product is annotated as very-long-chain (3R)-3-hydroxyacyl-CoA dehydratase hpo-8. The transcript has 5 exons. Gene Ontology annotation, cellular component: endoplasmic reticulum membrane. Lineage: Eukaryota; Metazoa; Arthropoda; Insecta; Hymenoptera; Apidae. Gene Ontology annotation, biological process: fatty acid elongation; sphingolipid biosynthetic process; very long-chain fatty acid biosynthetic process. The record is from RefSeq and is a predicted model, not a curated record. Bases 949 to 1551 code for a protein of 200 amino acids. Gene Ontology annotation, molecular function: 3-hydroxyacyl-CoA dehydratase activity.